Molecule: messenger RNA, 3209 nt
Organism: Bactrocera latifrons
Lineage: Eukaryota; Metazoa; Arthropoda; Insecta; Diptera; Tephritidae
Exons: 7
Coding region: 410-1768 (452 amino acids)
Source: RefSeq, a predicted model, not a curated record
UCAAGAGAGUAAACCAUCUGAGAAAAAACCUAAGCGACGCGCAGUAAAUUUGCUUUAAAGUGGUAAUGGAAUGGAAUGAAAUGUGCGAAGAUUGUUAAAAUGAAAUAAAAUUGCCAAAUGUGCUCAACUGAAAUACUUUUGAAAUCCUGGUGAAAUUUAGGUUCCUAAAUUUGAAAGACAGUUUUUGGUAAUUUUAGACGCAUAUCCUUGCUCUAAGUAAAUUUUGUGAAGCUCAUAACUAUUCUAAUAUGUAUACUGAUGUAUACGUAUACACACUUAUGUAUGUAUGAUUUGCAGCAUAAAUGUGAAAAUUGAUAAAUCACAAAUGGAUUUAUGGUAAUGCAACUGGCAAGCCAAAGGGUAAUAGGCACUCCGAAAAACAGUGCGUUAUCAGAAAGAACUUUGUAGAAUGGCACCUUUUAAGCUGAAAUUCCGAAUGGGCAGCUCGCGCAGCACGUCUCAAGAGCACGAUUCAGAUCCACAGGUAAACGAAGCGCUACUCAACCAUCAUCAGCACCAUUCUACAGCCAUUGGUGCCAGUAGCUCCACCAUCGAUUCCACCGACUGUACCAGUCUUGGUUCUAUGGGAACCAACGAGCGUAAAUCUUUACUGCCCAACAAAACCAACAAUAUGCGACUAGGAUAUAUCGACCACAGGUUCACAACAAGUAAUGACGUACCGACAACGGAAUCAAACGCUGUUCCUACAACUCCUCUAUCAACCUAUGAUUAUAUGCUAGAAGAGCUGAAAGUUAUCCCCCAUGAUGAAAACACAAUCAACGAUCGCCGUGAUUCCUUGAAUAAUCCAAGAAACAACAUUAUUUUGUCGUCGUUAGAACACCUCGCACUAAAUGAGGAAGUCACCAUUGAAUGUACUGACCCCAAUUGCCAGGAUAAUUAUUUGUGCAACGAGCAGCUUUUGCAACAACGAGAACAGAAUGCAUCCUUAAACGAGUUCAACAAUUUUCAUGAGUUCAUUGAACAAUCUCGAAUCAUAAAUCAAAAUAUUCGUAACAACGAGGUUAACAACUCUGAAGGAGAAGACGAGUGCGAGGAAGACAAUCGUAAAGAGUCGAUAGAUUCUACGGAACUUUUGAUAUCGGCGAAAAUGACAACUUCAACGACAUCAGCAUCAGCAUCAACCGCUCAGGAAACCACUAAUCUAGUGGAUAACUGUAGAGGUAACUGUGAGCAAUGCCAAGCGGAUCACUAUAAUGAGGAAUGCAACGAAGAAUGCAACACUAGUGGCAAUGGCGAAACCAAUCGCGGCGGCAAUAGUAAUGACUUCUUCGAUCCACUAAUCAAUCAUGGUGGAUACUGUAGUGAAGUAUCGCAUUAUAAUCAGGAGAGUGGAGAUAAUCAGCUGCAGGAUGAGUGCCAGCGUAGUCAGUGGGAUACCGAUGCCGAUGGGGGUUGGAGCCAACAUGAAGAAAUGUCGAACAGCCAUAGUCAUGAGCAUCAACUACAACAACAACAGCAAUCGCAAACAUACGAUUAUGAGUAUGGCCAACAGCCAACACAGGAACGCUCCAUCACGCCGGAAAUAAUAAGCAACAAAUCAUCAAAGGAAAUAUACAAAGAUUUAGCCAAACAAUGGGGCAUCACGUGUAAGAUGUCAGACGCAUGCCGUUGCAUGGAGUGUCAAGGUCAUUAUUUUGAUUGCGAAUACGACGACAAUGAGCACCAGAAAACGGAUGGUGGACUGGGUGCCGGCACACCGAUGUUCAUCAGUGAAGUAAUGCACGGUUCUGCUUGCAGCAUUCUCUAAACUCUGGAUCUUCUAAGAGUAGAUAUGUAUGAAUGCUGAAACCACUGAAAGGUCUAAACAUACAUAUGUAUUUGAACACACCUAGGCAUAGUUGCAAUAGUUCAUAUGAAAGUGAUUAUAGAGUCGGUGGAAGCCUAUAGGGAGUAUUGACCUACAUUUGCAUACUCGUACAUAUUUGUAGUUAAUUAGUCAAAUAAUGAAUAACGUGAAUGCAAACCAUUUUGCUUUAAUGCUGUUACAACAGCCAUGCACACAAGUAAAUACAUAUGAAGAUACGAAAAUGCAUUGAAUAUUCAAAAGUAAAUGUUGUGGUUGAAACAUUGACGCACUUGAAACUACAAAAAAAUUGCACUGAUAAAAAUUUUUGUAAAAAUACUAUUUCUAGAAAUACUAUGACAGAGAAGGUAUAGAAAAAAUUUGUACGUAUGUAUGUUUCAUGCAUUUGAUUUGAACCUCCUUGAGGAGGAAUUCAAGGUGAGGAAUUUUUUUUGAGGCAUUGCCACCUUUAAUUCUCUUUAUAUAAAAUCGAAGUGACUAAAAAAUAUAUGUAUAUGUAUUGUUUAUUUAUAUUUAGCCUUCCCGCUUUCAAAAUGGACCAGGUGUGUUAUGUAGCAACUCAAUGGUAAUAUGUCAUGACAGCUAACUUCACCCUGUGUUAUGAAAACUAUGUAUUAUAUAUUGCACAGUCUAAGAACCGCUUUCUACAAAUUUCCUAUCUCUAUCCUGAAAACGUACUGAAAUUUUGGUAUUUUCAUAGGUUUUUGAAAAAAGAACUACAAUACAAAAAAAAUUUUGAAUUAGGUUCAAAUCUUGUUAGUGGCGAAUCAGUUACCAGUUUGUUGACACAAAAACUACUGCCACUCAGUUUUGAAGAUAUCGCGAAGUUUCGGAAUUCAGACGCAUUUUUGUUAAGUAAAAAUCAUUUGCAAAACCGUUCAAGGAAUUUUGAAGGAGAAUUAGAUGUUCUUUGACCGAAUUAUUAUAAUUUAAUUAAUUUUACUCACCAGUGAUAUACAAUUAUUUUUCACACUUCAAUUUAAAAUGUGAAGUUAGUGGAUAUAUUAAACUUCUAGAUUGAGUUGGUUAUCUUCACAUAUAUUAUAACAUAGUAAGUGAAAAGAGUCUACAUAUUUUGAUUGGUGCAGAAGAUACAUAUAAAAGAUAGACUGUUAUUCAAAUUCAAUUUCAAAGUCAAAUACAAGGAAUUUGUUCAGCAAAAACAAGAGCAAAACUUAAUUUAGAGUUUAAAACUCAAAUUAAUUCAGAUAAAAAAAUUGUAAUACAUUAUAAGUAACCAUAAGCAAAAAUUUAGAAGACGUUGCUAUUAAAAAGAAGCCUUAUUACUGAUUAGUCGGCGAAAAAUAGUAUACCGUAGUGAAUCCUCUCCGUGUAGCAUUGCAAAAAUAUAAUAUAUGUAUAAUGCGGUAGCGCCCACACUAUA